GCAUGUUUCGACACCGAACGUUAGCAACACUCGCAACAAACAACGCAGAAAAAACUAAAGAUUGACACAGUUGUCUUGUGUCUGUUUGCGCAACAUGUUAGUCCAGAUGACCAUGGCAACAAACUGUCAACAGGUUGCCGUCGCCGGCCCUCGGCUAUGACGCUCCCCAGUUGUCCGCCGGAAUCCACGCGUAGAUCUGGCGGCUAGUGAAUAAUUACGGAGCAGUUUCUUUGUUCUAGAAGAAAGUCAGAAAAAUAUGGCUUUUCCACUCUAUCAAAAGCCGGCGUUCCGGCAGUGAUACAGUUAGUUGUAAAAUGAUCUCCCGGGCGGUGCUCGGCUUUCACUGUCAGGCUACUUGGUACGAUAUGCCACAUCCCCGAACGGAGAGCACUGUUAACGGCGUGUGUCGGUGCACUGUAUGAGGGUGUUUCCGAACAUCGAGCGGCCUCUGGAAAAUGCACCAUGCAGCGUCACCAGCGUCACCAGCGUUGUCCAGGACGGGCGUUAGGCCUGCUGCUUAGCGUCUCUCUUGGUCCAUUAGCUCAUCUAGGAAAUUUAUUCACAGACGAGGUGCAGGAGAUUCCAGGAAGAGCCUCAGCUUCGAAUCGUAUUUCGCAAACGGGCACAGAGCAGAGGGUUGCUGAUGCUGGGGCGGCGCACACCCUAAUCGUUCUUCUGGCAUUGCGUCUCCGCUCCUUGGGCUGCAUGUCCUUGCCCUUUUUGAAGUCGAACAGUCUGCCAGGCACGGCCUUGUCUAGGCCACGGAGCACAUGUCCGAUGAAGAAAAGCCAUGGAAGUGCUCCAGAAAAGUCGUUUGAGCCAAAGGACGGGCAGCCACUCAGAGGCGCCACCGACUGCAAGGGAGCCCCCCUGUGAUUCCAAGGCUUCUAGUUCCCUUCUACUCCGUGCCUUGUGCUCCGUAAUGAACAAG
Messenger RNA from Trichoderma harzianum CBS 226.95, 931 nucleotides. RefSeq lists its product as hypothetical. The coding region runs from base 463 to 876 and encodes 137 amino acids. The transcript has a single exon. Lineage: Eukaryota; Fungi; Ascomycota; Sordariomycetes; Hypocreales; Hypocreaceae. The record is from RefSeq and is a predicted model, not a curated record.